This is a messenger RNA of Procambarus clarkii (red swamp crayfish), 3285 nucleotides long. RefSeq names its product pleckstrin homology domain-containing family G member 5. Gene Ontology annotation, molecular function: guanyl-nucleotide exchange factor activity. NCBI's taxonomy places the organism in Eukaryota, Metazoa, Arthropoda, Malacostraca, Decapoda, Cambaridae. Gene Ontology annotation, cellular component: plasma membrane; endocytic vesicle; axon. The record is from RefSeq and is a predicted model, not a curated record. Gene Ontology annotation, biological process: Rho protein signal transduction; endothelial cell migration.
AUGAAAAUUGUCACUUUAGAAGACACUGAAAGACUUCAGGCAGAUAUUAACAAAAUCUUCGAUUGCCCAACAGAAAAUAACAAGUUUAACUGUGACACUGAAGUGUCGAGUUGCGAGUACAUGAUCCUGAUCUUGGAGUGCUACGUCGAUCCUGUAGAAGAGUUCGUCCAGGCUUCAAGGGGAACCUCUCUCAGCUGUUCCUUGCGUGUCUGUGUAACCUCCAAAAUGAGUCGCUGCUCUACGAGGUGGACACAGAUAAACUCUUCAGCAACAUCCAGGAGAUCUACUGCGCCAACCUCACCUUCUGGAGGGAGCACAUAGUAAGAAUGCUAGAAGCGUCUAGAUCAACGCGGCAGCCGUUGGACCCCACCCUGCUUACUGAUGCCUUUUAUAAGUUCGACGAGCUGUUCCACCCGUACACGCGGUACUGCCUUGAGCAGAGCAACUGUCAACUCUAUUGUAAGGAGAAGGACCACGACAACGAAUACUUCAAGAUGUACCUUGCUUGGUGUGAGACGCAGAAGGAGUGCAACAGACUACGUCUAGUGGACAUCCUUGUGCAACCUAUGCAACGCCUGACCAAGUACUCACUUCUGCUCAAGGCCAUCCUUAAGAAGACCAACCUCGAGGAUCACAAGCUCUGCCUUCACGAUAUGAUCACGCAUGUUGAAAGCUUCGUGUCAAACGUCAACUCUGCCCUCCGACACAAGCACGAACAGGAGAGACUGCGAGACAUCGCUAAGAGAAUAGAGGCGUACGAGGCUGUGGAGGCGCGAGACGAUGAGCUGGAGAGAGUAGUGAGGAAUUACUCUGACCUGAACCUUACCCAACCCAUGCCCGGAUGCCCGGAACACCUGCCCCGGCACCUCCUUCACCACGGCGACCUCAGACUCCGCGACCCUCACACCUCCAAGAUGGAUGUCCAUGUUUUCCUCUUCACGGACCUCCUCCUCAUUACCAAGGUCACCCAGCGCAAGGCAGAGAAGGUCAAGAUUGUGCGUCCACCGUACCACGUUGAGCGGCUGGUGCUGGUGGAGCUGAAAGACAACACAUCAAUUGGUCUGGUCUCAAUUAAUGAGUGGAAUGUGGCAGUGGCGGCGUUUACUCUCCAGUGUCCAGACCAGCGGACACACAGAACCUGGUAUGAUACAUUGAAGAGAGCCAAGGAUCAGUACAAGGAGGCCCAACAGUCCCAAGAUGUGAUGGUAUACGAUGAUAUGACUUGUGUAGGUCACCUAGUUCCCCGUUCGCCUCGACCAGGGUCUUCCAGAGCAUCUCGGGUCUCAAGUCUUGCGCAUUCUCACUCCGGCUCUAUAGAUCUAAAUGAAUCUUCUCCAGCUACUCAGCAUCACCCAAGUAUUGACAUGAGUGAUGUGAGGGCGUCUAGUGCCUCCAGCGACGAUUCUGUUGCCCAGUCUGGUCCGGAAAUUCAGCGAACACGAUCUCUGGAAAGUGGCGGCAGUGGUGCUAUAUCCCCUCGACCUGAUCGCCGUCCAGGAUUCCCAAAGACCCCCAAUACACUGAGUGUGAUACCACCCUAUUCUACCGGACAGUCUCUUCCAAACCUCACUGUGGAAUCUGCCAAUUCUCUGCGUGUGCCUGGAACCAAUGGCAGCAACCCAAAAGCUCUUUCUCCAUGCACAAGAGGGGUGUCUUACCCACCUCCCUCUCCACGGACACUUCGCCGCUCGGCACCAGUGCCACAGUCCCGUAAUCCUCCAUUAUUGAAGUCCCGCCAUGUCACUUCCAUGGUUGGAUCUCCACAAGAUGUUGAUCAAGGGGAACAGGAUGACGCAACAAGAGGCCAACGUCGAACGUAUCGCAUUGACAGAAUGGAUAAUAGACGUUAUCACACUGCAGGAGCCAUUGAUGAUAUCAAGAAACAAGAUGCUAAAGAUGCGACUAUCCACAAGCGUUUGUCCUGGAACUAUGGACAAGGUCCUCAGCCCUCUAGAGAACUUGGAAAUGAUCAAGGUAAACUUGGCCGUCAUAAACAUGCUGUCAAGAACAUUUCUUGCGAGUCUGUUCACAGUUCUUCAGGCGUCUCAUCCACGUCAUCUUUACAUCGUUCUAUGGGAUCUGAGGUUGAAGCCCUUGAAAAUAUAGAUGAUAAUGAACUUGAAGAUGGUGAGGCUACUGUAGUGGACCUAACAGUGAGUGACUGUACCAGCCUAAAAAUAUCACCCCAUAUAUCUACUACAUACAUCUGCCAUGACUCUGAUAUCACCCUCGGUGUGUGCUCGCAGUACAUAACUCAACCCAAUUGUUCUCCUGAGCCUCUUGAAGGUUGUGAGAAUUUAGUGAAGAUCGAUGUGUCAGAGAUAGACCCAGGAAUCUCGUCAGUGCAGAUUACAGUUACAGAAGGUGCUGCUGCUCCUGCUGCUACCUCUUCUUCCUCUUCAAAUUUGUCCCCCACUUCUCCUUCAGAAAGCGCCCCAACGAAACCUGAAAUGAUGAGAGAAAUCCUCCUCAAUGAUGCUUCAGUUGAGGCCUCGGAUGUAUGAGAGUGGCCAUGGAUGUCCCCGAAUGAGGGACAAAGACUUUUCGUCAAAGUCACCAUGGCACCCUGAUAUCACCUCAUGGCACCCCGAUAUCACCUCAUGGCACCCUGAUAUCACCUCAUGGCACCCCGAUAUCACCACAUGGCACCAGAUGUCGCCUUAUCCAUGUGAUGUCAACCGAGUUCAUUCAGAAGAGGAUAGAAAGAGAAUACUAGUGAUUAUGUAUUAAAUAGUAUUAAUUUAUUGUGAUAAAACACUCCUUGAUUAAAGCUUAUGCUUUAAUCAAGAAACCAAAACUUAAAACGCUUCGAAUAGCCUAUCGGUGUCACUGAAGUUUCUAAACACUUCAGACUUGAACAACGAAUCUGUGUAUCGGUUACGAAAAUAAAAUUAGAUGGGUUUUAGACGGAGAAACGAGAAUAAACUCAACAUCUCGGUAACCUAUGAAUCCGAGUGACGGCUGGUGAUCUCUCUGGACAUGGAUGUGUUCGUGGCUCCAACGCAGGCCUUCCACAGUUAUGGUCUAUGUACACAAUAGAUUCCGAAGAUCUUGUGAUCAAACCACGUGUGCAACCCCCCUCAAUAGUUUUUGUACUGUACAUUCCACUCCCUUGGCAGGAAGUAUUUAUUUUAUUUUGUAAACAUUCCAUGUACCUAGGUACCUUUGUAUCUGCAAUUGUAUGUGGAUUUUGUAAGAUAUAAUUUGGUACCCUUGAGUAGAUACUGAUUAUAUAUAUAUAUGUAUGUAUGUAUGUGUAUAUAUAUAUAAUGUAUAUAUAUAUAU